GAUCAUGCAGCCUAAAACUCCUGAACAAGCGCUCAGAUUUUCACCUCGACUGACUACAAAAAAUGAUGGAAUGGAGUAAGAGUGAGACCUUGUCUCUGGCGACUUACUUGAUGCUUUUCAUAUCUUUGACAUUCAAUAUUUUCAUAUUGUGUUACAUCGGGGAGAUCUUAAAAAAUCAAUGCGAAUCUGUGGCUCAACUGGUGUACGGAAUCGACUGGUAUCGAGUCCCUCAAAGAAAACUUCAAUCUUUCAUUCUAAUUAUUGCUAUGGCUAGAUAUCCGCGGAAUAUAACAGCUGGAGGGAUGAUGGAGUUGACACUCCGCAGUUUUGGGGACGUAUUGAAGACAUCACUGGCAUACUUUCAAAUGUUGAGAACUGUCACUGUGUGAUUUUCAACGAAUGAUGACGAAUAGUGAACGAAUAGACUGCAAAGUCCUAUAAAUAGAGACAUGAAGAACUUGCAUACCUAGUAG
This is a messenger RNA of Fopius arisanus, 473 nucleotides long. Its product is annotated as odorant receptor 13a-like. Gene Ontology annotation, molecular function: olfactory receptor activity; odorant binding. The transcript has 4 exons. The coding region runs from base 63 to 389 and encodes 108 amino acids. The record is from RefSeq and is a predicted model, not a curated record. Gene Ontology annotation, cellular component: plasma membrane. Gene Ontology annotation, biological process: sensory perception of smell; detection of chemical stimulus involved in sensory perception of smell. Lineage: Eukaryota; Metazoa; Arthropoda; Insecta; Hymenoptera; Braconidae.